GCGUCACAGAUUAUCCACCAACCAAGCGAUGCAAAUGUCGCCGUUUGGCUUCCUGUCUGUUGUUUGAAAUGUAGUGUGCACAGCUCGCGUCGAUAGGUGUUUUUUUUCUGUUUUUGUUUUUUUAACCUCACCUUUUCGCUGAUAUCCACCUGCUCCUCCGGGCUGAUGUUUCAUGUAAAAACCGUGUCAGCCCUGACGCGGGCAGGGGCGGACAUUCCCUUUAAACUCUGCAGCCAAAGACUCCGGUCCACGCUCACCUCCACCGCGGCGACGCAGGCGGUGUCCCAGGACAAUGUCAGCAGCCGCGGCGCUCACCGUGACUCGGCACGGUCGGACUGUACCGGACAGCCGGGGAGAGGAGGGGAAGACGGCACUACAACCCCUGCUAAUGAGAUUUCUGUAGAUUUUGAGCAGACACAGGAGGCUUAUAAGAGCAAAGACUCAUUAGAGCUGCUCAGGAGUUUGGUGGUUUUUAAACUCUGCUCCUUUGACUUCCUGGUUGAUAAAAAUAAAGAGAUAAUGGAUCUAGGCAAGAAGAUCCUGGGCCAGAGAGCCUUCGACCAGUUCAUGAAGAUGACAUUUUAUGGCCAGUUUGUAGCUGGCGAGGACCACAUGACCAUCAGGCCCCUGAUCCAGAAGAAUCAGGCGUUCGGCGUCGGCUCUGUCCUGGAUUACAGUGUGGAGGAAGACAUCAGCCAGGAGGAGGCCGAGCAGAAAGAGAUGGACUCAUGUGUAUCCACUGCAGAGAAGGAGAGCAUAGGCGAGGACCACCGAGAGAGAAAAUAUACAGCGCACAAACAGUUCGGGGACCGUCGCGGGGGAGUCACUGGAGCCCGCACUUACUUCUACGCUGAUGAGGCUAAAUGUGACCAACAUAUGGAGACCUUCAUCAAAUGCAUCAAAGCAUCUGGCGGGAGUUCGAUGGAUGGUUUUUCUGCUAUCAAAAUGACUGCUCUAGGACGACCUCAGUUUCUGCUCCAGUUCUCAGAGGUCCUGGUGAAAUGGCGACGAUUUUUCAGCUUCCUGGCAUCACAGCAGGGAAAAGAUGGCAUGGAAGCCCUCGAGCAAAGACUGGAGCUUAAACAACUACAGGAUUUCCUGAUCAAACUGGGUGCAAAAGGUGACUUCUAUGGCUGGUUUAGUGGAAGCAAAAAGGAAUCUUCAGGAACCAUUGACAUGCUCGACUGGAACAGCCUAAUAGAUGACAGAACAAACAUAUCAGAUCUGCUGGUCGUCCCAAACUUAGAGCUAGGUGAGCUGGUGCCUCUGCUGGAGACUUUCACUGUAGAGGAGGAGAGGCAAAUGAAGAGGAUGUUGCAACGCAUGGAUGUCUUAGUCAAGCACGCCAUUGAGAAUGGUGUUCGAUUAAUGGUGGAUGCAGAGCAAACCUACUUCCAGCCAGCUAUCAGUAGACUCACAUUAGAGAUGCAGAGGAUCUACAACAGAGAAAAGCCUGUCAUCUUCAACACCUACCAAUGCUACCUCAAGGAGGCUUAUGAUAAUGUAACUAUGGACGUAGAAUUGUCUCGACGUGAGGGUUGGAGCUUUGCUGCCAAGCUGGUCCGUGGGGCCUACAUGUAUCAGGAGCGAGAGAGGGCCAACGAGAUUGGUUAUGAGGACCCUAUUAACCCUGAUUAUGAGUCAACCAAUAUAAUGUACCACAGGUGUCUGGACUAUGUGCUGGAUGAGAUUGCACUCAACAGAAAUGCCAAUGUGAUGGUGGCUUCCCAUAAUGAGGAUACAGUGAAGCACACCUUGAGGAGAAUGAAUGGGCUCGGUCUCUUACCCACAGAGAACAAAGUGUACUUUGGACAACUGCUGGGAAUGUGUGAUCAGAUCAGCUUUCCAUUGGGCCAGGCAGGCUUUCCUGUCUAUAAGUACGUCCCCUACGGCCCGGUGAAUGAGGUGAUGCCAUACCUGUCUCGGAGAGCCCAGGAGAACCGGGGCUUCAUGAAGGGUGCCCAAAAGGAGAGGGAGCUGCUGUGGCAGGAACUGAAACGCAGACUUGCCUCUGGGGAGCUUCUCUACAGACCAGCGUACUGAAAACACAGAAGAAGAGACAAAGAGGAGAGUAUGUCAGCCCGUCAAGUUUUUUUUUUCUUUUUUUCUCCAUUGUUGUUUUUGUUGACGGCUGCUGCUGUGGCUGUCUGUUCUGUCUCUCCCUCAGUACAGCUAUCCCUGUCUCCUGUUUUACCCUGUCCUUGAGUUUUCUUGCUGACGAACUGCUUUGGCAUGUCACUCUCUUUUUCUCUUCCUACUGUUGUUUUUCUCCUCUUCCUCGCUGAUGUUACCCAACUUCACCCCCAUUCUUUCUACUGUGUACUGCACAUGUUCUCUCUUUCUUUUCCUUAUCCCCCUCUGCAUCCACAAGCAUCCCUCAUUUUGUCUUCCCAUUGUCUAUAGAGCUCUGGUAUCCAUCAAGUGGGCAUCUUUACUGCUCCAAAAGGACUCCCUAAAAUGUCAACGAGACCAGGGCGGGCGUCUCUUUUUAUCACCUCAUUUAUCUUGAAGAGGGACAACAAUAAUAAAAAUAACAUUCUUGAUUUAAAUGAUAGUAAAAGAAACAUCAAUAUUUCCCUCUUAUAUUAUGUUUUUUUGACUCUUGCACAGUCACACAGUCCCCCAUGGAGACUUCUCUGUACUGUAUUUUGUUUGCGGUUAUAUUGCUGGUUUGAAAAUGAUGUCUGUUUCUGAAUCAAUGGGAAUGAAUAAACGGCUGCUCAUAACACAUCCCUAUCUUCUAAGAGUGUGGCGCUUUUGUAUUUACUGGAGGAAGGUAUAUUGUUGGUCACUGAGGUGUUACAAGGGAACAUGCAGCGUUCAGUAUUCAGUGAGUGAAUCUCCUUUUGAUACAGAUUCCUGCAAGUAGUCUGGCAGGUUGUUUUUUUUUUUUUUCAUGAUAAUAUGCAAGGGAAUAAACAGUCAGGUGGUUGGCUUUUGGUUUCAUUGUAUUUUAAUGGAUUAACACUGUGCUUUUUUUUUUUUUUUAUCUUUGGCAAUGUAAAUAUGUUUGAAGCAGGUAAUCCCAUCUGUUGGUUUUACAUGUCUCAUGUUAUGUACCUGUUCAAUGAAUAAAUGUGCAUUGUAUGAAUAUCAAAAGUCUCCUUCAGAAUUUUGUUAAAAAGAGGACUGCAUGUUAUUGAGUGCAAUAUCGUAGCUGUGAGCUAUUUUGUACAACUUCUGAGACAUCUUCCGCUUGGUUAUUGAUACACAAUUAGUAUUUGAGUCAGAGGGUAACCAAGCUUCAUGAUAAUUAUGGCCUUGUCAUUUUAUGAGAGCAGUCAGCGCUCUGUAGACCAUCAUUUAAUUACCCAUGAUGCUACGCUCAAUACAGAUCACAGAAAUUGGAUGCAUUAAUCA
This is a messenger RNA of Larimichthys crocea (large yellow croaker), 3360 nucleotides long. RefSeq names its product proline dehydrogenase (oxidase) 1b (gene prodhb). Bases 166 to 2043 code for a protein of 625 amino acids. The record is from RefSeq and is a predicted model, not a curated record. Gene Ontology annotation, molecular function: FAD binding; proline dehydrogenase activity. Gene Ontology annotation, cellular component: mitochondrion. The transcript has 14 exons. NCBI's taxonomy places the organism in Eukaryota, Metazoa, Chordata, Actinopteri, Sciaenidae.